AUGUUCUACGCCGGAGAAAUGACUUACGACAUCACUAACGCCGUGACCAAGAUUUCCAUCCUGGCAUUUUACUUGCGCAUCUUCACAGAUCCGAAAUUUAAAAUAUCAGCAUAUAUUCUCAUGGGGUUCGUCAUGGCGUUUUUGGUGGCUAUCUUGCCUGCCACCAUCUUCCAGUGCACGCCCAUCUCUUACAUGUGGACCGGAUGGACUGGCGAGACCGAGGGCCAUUGUAUCGACGUCUCCUCAUUGACCUGGGUGGCGUCUUCCGUCAACAUCAUACAAGAUAUUGCUGUCAUCUUGUUGCCGAUCCCGCACUUACUCAAGCUAUCGCUUUCACGGAAGAAAAAGAUCCAGAUUGUCUCCAUGUUCUGCGUAGGCUUAUUCGUCACCAUUGCCAGCAUUGUACGUCUGUCAAGCCUCAUUCGAUUCAAGGCCACUCUGAACUUCAGCUGGGACUACGUCGCUGUCUGCUACAUGUCGGUCGUCGAAAUCGACGUUGGUGUAAUCUGCGCCUGUAUGCCCGCAAUGCAACUCCUCCUGCGCCGUGUCGCACCUCGUCUCUUUGGCUCUACCGCCGACAAGUCCUCCUAUCUGCACCCUCACACUGGUGGCCCCCGCUCACAAUCGCGGACCUUCCGCAACACGGGCGCCCGCCACUCCAUGGCGCCAAACACUAUCACAAAGACCCUGACGGCGACCGUGACCGAGGUAGCAAAAGAUUCCGACUCGGUUAUGGAGUUGGUGGACAAUCCCCACAAGAAAGGCGCUAGCCAUGAGGGUGGGUCAUUUGCCACGAUGUCGUCAGCAGACGAGGGCAAUAAGCCAAAUGGUUGGUAG
Messenger RNA from Cladophialophora psammophila CBS 110553, 837 nucleotides. RefSeq lists its product as uncharacterized. Bases 1 to 837 code for a protein of 278 amino acids. The transcript is spliced from 3 exons. Lineage: Eukaryota; Fungi; Ascomycota; Eurotiomycetes; Chaetothyriales; Herpotrichiellaceae. The record is from RefSeq and is a predicted model, not a curated record.